This is a messenger RNA of Zerene cesonia (dogface butterfly), 2871 nucleotides long. RefSeq names its product zinc finger protein 19-like. The transcript has 7 exons. The coding region runs from base 103 to 1023 and encodes 306 amino acids. Gene Ontology annotation, biological process: regulation of transcription by RNA polymerase II. Gene Ontology annotation, molecular function: DNA-binding transcription factor activity; RNA polymerase II cis-regulatory region sequence-specific DNA binding. The record is from RefSeq and is a predicted model, not a curated record. NCBI's taxonomy places the organism in Eukaryota, Metazoa, Arthropoda, Insecta, Lepidoptera, Pieridae.
AACAACGCGUUGUCCCACAGAUACUGUCAUGGCGUCGAUGUAGCAUAGAAAAAUAAAAUCAUUCUGCUGAUAAUCAAAGUCAAGUAAUCUGUGGUGUUCGCAAUGAGUAAUAACACAUUUUAUUGUUCAUUUGUUAGUAUACAUUAUAUUAUCUGUGAAUGUGGAGAUACAUUUCCCACGGAAGACGCACUGAAGGAACAUUUGGAAAAAGAUCAUACAAAAAUCGAAAGAAAUGAAUACAAGUGCGAUACGUGUGAUAAAGUGUUCACAAGCGAGAAAGCGUGCGUCUUGCACCAGAGGGUGCAUAUCGUUCCCCGUGUUAAGCGAGUGCGGACCAUACAAGAGAUCAGGGACAGGAAGAAGUAUUAUAACAUGAAGAACAUUGUGUGUGAAGUCUGCGGGAAGAGAUAUGCUUCAAAUGCAGCGCUGCGCUAUCAUCAAAGGGUCCACACUGGGGAGAGGCCCUAUCAGUGCUCGCUCUGCCCGAAGAACUUCACUAUGCCUUUGUUUUUACAGAUUCACAUGAGAACGCACACCGGCGAGAGGCCCUACCAGUGUCCGCAGUGCCCGAAGGCCUUUAGCAACAAAGCUGCGCUGUUGAGACACGAUCGGGUGCACACGGGUAUAAAGCCGUACCAGUGUCCGCAGUGCGGUAAGACCUUCACGCAGUCCAACUCCAUGAAGCUGCACGUGAAGACGGUGCAUUUGAAAAUGCCGGCGCCGUACAAGAGCAAGAACAGGAAGGUGAAGGAGGCUAACCGUAGAGGUAUGAACGUGGAAGUGAAAAUUGAAUCGGCGAUGUACCAGCCGCCGGUGAAGACGGAGCUGGAGGUCUACGAGGAGGACGGGACGAUAUAUGAGACGGCCGGCGUCGAGGAGAUAUACGAGGAGGUGCCCAUACUAUCUGCUGGGGAAUUUUACGAGCAAGUGAAGGUGGAGGGCGAUGAAAUAUUAAUGUACGAACAGGAAGUGGAGGAGCCGGAGGUUCUGUACGAAGAAGUGUAUGAAAUAGAGCAAGUUUAGUGGUCAACGUGGAGUGCCUAGUGCUAAAGUUGAUGUGACAGUGUGUAACGGGUUGCUAAAAGUGCUGGUGCGGUCAAAGUGUUGGCAUAAGUGCCAAUGAUCUGGUCAAAGUGUUGGUAUAAGUGCCGAUGGUCUGGUCAAAGUGUUGGUAUAAGUGCCGAUGGUCUGGUCAAAGUGUUGGUAUAAGUGCCGAUGGUCUGGUCAAAGUGUUGGUAUAAGUGCCGAUGGUCGGGUCAAAGUGUUGGUAUAAGUGCCGAUGAUCUGGUCAAAGUGUUGGUAUAAUAUGGGUAGUUUUGAGUAAAGUAUUGCUAUAGUGCUGAUGUUCCUAUUGGAUAUGACGAUAGUUGUGUCAAUAUUGGUAUAAUAUUGUCAAUUUGACCAGUUUUGGUGGAAUUUGUAAUGUGUUGACCAAAGUUAUGGUAUAGUGUGGAUAGUUUGGUCAAAUCAGUAGAUUUGACCAACUUACUUGAACUUAUACUACUGUAUAAGUGCCGAUAUAAUGCUUUAUUCAUCAAAGUGCAUACAACAAUUUAUUGAUGAUAAUUUGAUCAAAGUGUUGGUAAAAUACAGAUUCUUUGGUCAAAGCGUUGGUAAAAAUGCUGGAAUGUUGGUCAAAGUUAAGAUUUUAUCUAGAAAAAGUGAUAUAUCGUUUUACCGUUAACUUUGUACGAUGUGAGACAUCCAAAGCCUAUAUAUAAUCGCAUAUUAAACCAAUUUUAAAGUUGAGGGGACCACAUGAGCUAGUAUGACGCACACACACAUAUCUGUGACUGUCAUUACACAGGACGCAAGCACACAUGCAUACGUGUCGCCACUCAGGUUAUAAUAUAAUGCGAUUUACUAGAAAUCCAAUGAGAAUACUAAAUGAAAUAAAUCACUAUUAAAUUACUGUGUUGCUUUUAGAAUAAUUUGACAAAAAUCAAACUGAUUGCCUGUUCAAUACAGUACUUUCUUAGUGCUAAGUUAAUUUAUGAUUUGUUUUAUCUAUAUAUAGGUUUGUUUUCAACACACUAUAAAAUUAGCAGAUACCCUUGAAGCAUAUCAUGUGUCUGUUUAUUUUUUAACAAGCUUCCGCCUGCAUCUUCGCACGUGUUAAAUUCGAAGUUUUUUAAUAGAUGUUAUUAUACAUAAAAACUUUCUUGAAUCGGUAUCUAUUAAAAAAACUUCAUCAAAAUCCAUGGAUUCAUCAAAUCCAUUUUAAAGAUCUGAGCAUACAUACAUACAUACAUAGGGACAGAUGCGGGAAGCUCUAUUCUAUGUAGUCAAACGUGGAUCAUAUGGUAUUAUAUAAAACUCUUUAUAAGCAAACUCCGUAAACGAGGUUCUAUAUUUGUGUUUGUAUUUUAUGUCUGUUAUAGCUCAUGUUCUCCCCUUUAGUAGUCUAUUAAUUUAUGGGAUUUUAAUGGCAAUAACGUUACAGACUCGCCAGUUCUGUAAUCCCAUUAAAGUCCCAUAAACACCAUUAAUUGUUACUGAAGCGCACCAUAUUUGCCUUAUCCCAUUAUCUCAUGUGGGUGAUUUGUGAUCUAUUAUUGUCCAGUACACACAUCAUUAUUGUCACAUCAUUAUAAUAUGUAUUUUUGUCGUAAAUUAAUUGUAUAUUAAAAAGGCCUUGUAUAGAUAAUUUUUAUAGAUGGUUAAGGAGUUAACUUAAUAAAUAUUAACAUAGUUUUUGCGCCUGAUUUGUUGAUGGAAUUAUUUUGUAUGCACUUGUGUGUGCUUGGAGGCUUUAACGGGAAUUAAACCCGGUAAAAAACCCGGAAAUUUAAUGAAAUUUCUCGUAUUUGAAGUGUCGAUAGUUUUUAAAUCGCAAUUUGUAUAAUAACUGUAUGAUAUAGAUAAAUAAAU